Messenger RNA from Saccostrea cuccullata (small rock oyster), 482 nucleotides. RefSeq lists its product as uncharacterized. The record is from RefSeq and is a predicted model, not a curated record. The transcript is spliced from 4 exons. NCBI's taxonomy places the organism in Eukaryota, Metazoa, Mollusca, Bivalvia, Ostreida, Ostreidae. The coding region runs from base 1 to 432 and encodes 143 amino acids.
AUGGUAAUGAAUAUUCACCAGUCUGCAGGAAGUUUUUUGAAAGAAAUUUUACAGUCCAAAAAGGCUCACGUGAAUGGGCAUAUUAAUUUACCAUUUGAGGAGAAUGCUAUUGACUUGGUUGUAGGGGAAACAGGAUUUGAUGAUUUACAGAUAUUGAACAUAGGAGGAAGAAGUCCAGGUUCCGUAUCAGAUGACAUGGAUUUGGUCAGUGAUCCAGGAGAUCCAAUUCACAGUGAAACUCCCCUGAAGGAGUUGUUCUACAAAAACCCAGACAGUGAGGUGAGCAAGUUCAGUGAACUCAGUGAUGAGGAAAUCAAACACAGGAACACAGCCAGUAAAAUGAGGACUGUCUCUCCUGCUCCUUCCAUGGAGGACCCUGACAUUUUACAUCUCAUAGACAAUAUUUACAAUCAUAUAUUUGAACACAUGUAAAUACAUCUUUAUAUGUAACAACUAUUUCUCUUGUUGAAAAUUCAAGUAAA